GGUGAUGAGCUCGCACCAGUCUUUUUCCAUUUAUUGCAUAAUUAUUUAAAACCAACAUGCAUUUGUAAUUUGUCAUUUCCACGUGUUUUUCAUGUUUUGCAGUAUUUCUUUCUACUUUUUUGGUAACCAUGGACAAUAUCAAUCAUAAAUUGGAACUAGACGAGCCCUUGUUGAAGCACAAUCCACAUAGGUUUGUAUUAUUUCCAAUUCAGCAUCCAGACUUAUGGCAUUUCUACAAGAAAGCACUAGCUUCCAUUUGGACAGUCGAAGAAGUUGACCUAAGUAAAGAUAUCAAUGACUGGAGUACUUUGACGGACAGUGAGAAAGGGUUUUUGUCAAAAGUGCUAGCCUUUUUUGCAGCCAGCGAUGGAAUUGUAGGAGAAAAUCUUGUUGAAAGAUUCUGCCAAGAAGUACAAGUACAAGAAGCAAGAUGUUUUUAUGGCUUUCAAGUGACAAUGGAGAAUAUCCACUCCGAAAUGUACAGUCUUUUGAUUGAUACUUACAUCAAGGAUAAGGAAGAAAAGAAUAAGUUAUUUAAUGCUAUUGAUACMUUCCCUUGUGUUAGUAAAAAGGCUGGAUGGUCUAUUAAGUGGAUUAAGUCRAAGACUGCUUCAUUUGGAGAAAGAAUGGUWGCAUUUGCUGCAGUUGAGGGGAUUUUCUUUUCUGGUGCAUUUGCAGCAAUAUUCUGGUUUAAAAAGCGUGGGUUAUUACCAGGAUUAACACACUCUAAUGAACUAAUCAGCAGAGAYGAAGGUCUUCACUGUGAUUUUGCAUGCUUGAUGUUCUCUAAACUUAUCAAYAAACCMACUGAAGCACGGGUUAGGGAGAUUAUUUGUGAAGCUGUUAACAUUGAAAAGGAGUUCUGGACUGAUGCCCUUCCAUGUCAUCUCCUUGGAAUGAACAGUAACCUUAUGGGUCAAUACAUUGAAUUUGUGUCUGACAGAUUGCUUGUUGCCCUUGGUUUUACAAAGGUGUACCACACAGGAAACCCAUUUACAUUUAUGGAAAACAUUUCACUUGAAGGAAAGGCUAACUUCUUUGAGAARCGAGUAGCAGAGUAUCAGAAAAAUGGUGUCAUGUGCAAGAAACAUGAGAGAUUUCAUUUYACUUUGAAUGAGCAGUUUUAAAAUGAUCUUGCACAAAGUAAUUAACUAAAAAAUGAUUUGGUAAAAGUAAUGUAUUUACGGUAGAACAAAAAACACAUUUUUGAUAUAGUAGAUCAAAAGUUAUAUCUACAUUGAUACAUUUGUAUAUCUAUAAUAGUAUAUUWCUUUGGAGUGAAAUUUAUAUUUAUUGUAAUGAACAUGUUUUGCAAAGAAUAAAA
Exaiptasia diaphana is the source of this 1324-nucleotide messenger RNA. Its product is annotated as ribonucleoside-diphosphate reductase subunit M2-like. The record is from RefSeq and is a predicted model, not a curated record. The transcript has a single exon. NCBI's taxonomy places the organism in Eukaryota, Metazoa, Cnidaria, Anthozoa, Actiniaria, Aiptasiidae. Gene Ontology annotation, biological process: deoxyribonucleotide biosynthetic process. The coding region runs from base 129 to 1127 and encodes 332 amino acids. Gene Ontology annotation, molecular function: oxidoreductase activity.